AUGGCCAGGUUUUGCUGCUUCGGCGCUGGUUGCUCCGAGUUGACAGGGCAUGCAUCAACCACCUCUGGUAAAGGGAAAGGCUGUCAGGGCCAAGUCAAGGUUAGCUACGGGUUUAGCCUUGUAAGAGGAAAGACAAACCAUCCGAUGGAGGAUUUUCAUGUCGCAGAACUUGCUGAAGUGAAAGGAAACGAGCUUGGUCUUUUUGCUAUUUAUGAUGGUCAUUUAGGCGAUACUGUUCCUGCAUACCUACAGAAAAAUUUGUUUCCUAAUAUUUUGAACGAGGAAGAGUUUUGGACACAUCCGGACAGAGCAAUCACAAAGGCUUAUGAAAAGACGGACAAGGCUAUUCUGUCACAUACUCCAGAUUUGGGACAAGGUGGCUCCACUGCCGUAACUGCCAUCCUUAUAAAUGGCAGUAAGUUGUGGGUAGCUAAUGUUGGGGAUUCGCGGGCUGUUCUUCUGAAAGGAGGUGAGGCCAUACAGAUGUCAAUUGACCACGACCCGAAUGCAGAGCGUGGAGCUAUUGAAAACAAGGGUGGUUUUGUUUCAAAUAUGCCAGGAGAUGUUCCCAGAGUCUGUGGUCAGUUGGCCGUGUCCAGAGCGUUUGGGGACAGGAAUCUAAAAUCACUUUUGAAAUCAGAGCCUGAUGUGAAAGUUGAAGAUAUCGAUCACACUGCUGAGCUAGUUGUCCUUGCGAGCGAUGGAGUUUGGAAGGUAAUGAACAAUCAGGAAGCCGUUGAUGUGGUGAAAAGGUACAAGGACCCACAAACAGCUGCCAAGCAAUUAGUCGCCGAAGCAGUGAAAAGAGACAGUAAAGAUGAUAUAUCAUGCGUGGUCGUUCGGUUCAAGAUGUAA
Triticum turgidum subsp. durum (durum wheat) is the source of this 855-nucleotide messenger RNA. The record is from the annotation of a GenBank genome assembly. Lineage: Eukaryota; Viridiplantae; Streptophyta; Magnoliopsida; Poales; Poaceae.